Messenger RNA from Aspergillus sclerotioniger CBS 115572, 344 nucleotides. RefSeq lists its product as uncharacterized. Bases 59 to 277 code for a protein of 72 amino acids. Lineage: Eukaryota; Fungi; Ascomycota; Eurotiomycetes; Eurotiales; Aspergillaceae. The record is from RefSeq and is a predicted model, not a curated record. The transcript is spliced from 2 exons.
UCGUCAUGAACUCCUAUUCAUGCUGGCCCGGACUGCUACUGGCUCAUGACUUCAGAAGAUGCCGUGCUAUAGCUUUAUCGUUCCGUGUGCUGCGGGGGGAGGCUCCGCUCCGCUUGUGUCUGCAUCGGCCAGAUUAAUCGACGCGGGAUCGGUGACGAGGGCUUGCUCCACAAUCAGUCCAUCAAGACAUAAUUUCAACACUCGGCAGCUUGAAUCAGACAAGGUAUCUUCUUCGAAUGGAGUAAAGAGAUAUGUGUCGGUCGGAAUAUCAUAUUAAUCUCUUCUCCGCCACAUCUAAAACCUUUACCCUAGUGCAGACGAAAAGAUCGUCGUUGCUGUUCCAG